This is a messenger RNA of Symbiodinium sp. CCMP2592, 855 nucleotides long. The record is from the annotation of a GenBank genome assembly. NCBI's taxonomy places the organism in Eukaryota, Dinophyceae, Suessiales, Symbiodiniaceae.
AUGGUGGGGCCAAGCUAUGCUGACAAGUGGAAGACCAUCAAGUUGAAGCUGAGUCCAAAUGGGGUCUGCAUUGCGACCAUGGACUCGGGUGAUGCCGGGGGGGUGAACUUGAUCACCGGGACUCUCUUCAAGGAGUUUGGCGACAUGGUCAAGCGCGUGGCCCGUGAUGAUGCCAUUCGGGUUCUGGUGGUCCGAAGUGCCAAUGAGCAUUUUUGGCUGGCGCACCUCGAUGUCAACAGUAUCCUGAGUGAGCCGAAACCUCCCACAGAGCGCGGCGCGGUGCUCAAUGAGUGGCACUCCAACAUGGAGAUCCUGCGGACGAUGCCGAAGGCGACAAUCGCAGAGCUCGCUGGUCGAGUCGGUGGCGGAGGCCACGAGUUCGCCCUCAACUUCGACAUGCGCUUCGGGGUCUAUGGUGUGACCAAGAUCUGUCAGAUGGAGGUCCCGCUUGGCAUCCUUCCGGGGGGUGGCGCCUGCGUGAACCUCCGGCGCUUGCUGGGCGCCGGCCGGGCAAUGGAGGUGGUGCUGUCUGGAGAUGAUGUGGAUGCCCAGACAGCAGAGCGCUGGGGUCUCCUCAACCGCUGCUUCGAAGACAAAGCGAAGCUUCGAGCACAUGUCGAUGCUUUGGCUGCCCGGUUGGCUUCUUUUCCGCCUGAGGCACUGCGCUGUGCGAAGGAGGCAGUGCUGGCAGCCGAGCGAAUGCCUCACACGGAGGCGCUGAAGGAGAACCUGAUGCUUUUCUACCGCUCUACUCGGGGACCAGAGGCUAGGCUACGCAUGGAGUCUUUCCUCAAGAACGGUGGCCAGACUUUGGCUGGUGAGCAAGAGCUGCAGAGAACACUCAGCAAGCUCUGA